Molecule: messenger RNA, 2457 nt
Organism: Stegastes partitus (bicolor damselfish)
Lineage: Eukaryota; Metazoa; Chordata; Actinopteri; Pomacentridae
Gene: prmt1
Product: protein arginine methyltransferase 1
Exons: 9
Biological process (GO): peptidyl-arginine methylation, to asymmetrical-dimethyl arginine; chromatin remodeling
Cellular component (GO): nucleus
Molecular function (GO): protein-arginine omega-N asymmetric methyltransferase activity; protein-arginine omega-N monomethyltransferase activity; histone methyltransferase activity
Source: RefSeq, a predicted model, not a curated record
AAUGCAGGUGCAAAGCCUAAGCUAACUAACACGUUUGUCUUUGUUGAGGUGUCUCAGGGGGAGAGCUCAGUCAAGCCUGCAGCUGAGGAUAUGACAUCAAAGGACUAUUACUUUGACUCAUACGCCCACUUUGGAAUCCACGAGGAGAUGCUGAAAGAUGAGGUUCGCACUCUGACCUACCGCAAUUCCAUGUUUCACAACAAGCAUCUGUUUAAGGACAAGGUGGUGUUAGAUGUGGGCAGUGGGACAGGCAUCCUCUGCAUGUUUGCUGCCAAAGCCGGAGCCAAGAAGGUUAUAGGGAUCGAGUGCAGCAGCAUCUCAGACUACGCUGUAAAAAUUGUCAAGGCCAACAACUUGGAUGAUGUUGUCACCAUUAUUAAGGGGAAGGUGGAGGAGGUGGAGCUGCCUGUGGAUGGAGUAGACAUCAUCAUAUCAGAAUGGAUGGGCUACUGCCUCUUCUACGAGUCCAUGCUCAAUACAGUCAUUUACGCCAGGGACAAGUGGCUGAAACCAGAUGGACUCAUUUUUCCAGACAGGGCAACUCUUUAUGUGACUGCCAUUGAAGACAGGCAGUACAAGGACUACAAAAUCCACUGGUGGGAGAACGUGUAUGGUUUCGAUAUGUCGUGCAUUAAGGAGGUGGCAAUUAAGGAGCCCCUGGUUGAUGUGGUGGAUCCCAAGCAGCUGGUCAGCAACUCGUGUCUCAUCAGGGAGGUGGAUAUCUACACAGUGAAGGCGGAGGACCUGACCUUCACCUCACCGUUCUGCCUGCAGGUGAAACGGAAUGAUUACAUCCAUGCUCUGGUCACCUACUUCAACAUUGAGUUUACCCGCUGCCACAAGAGGAUCGGCUUCUCCACCAGCCCAGAGUCUCCGUACACCCACUGGAAGCAAACUGUCUUCUACCUGGAUGAUUACCUGACUGUCAAGACUGGUGAGGAGAUCUUCGGCACCAUCAGCAUGAAGCCUAACGUCAAGAACAAUAGAGACCUGGACUUCACCGUAGACAUCGACUUCAGGGGUCAGCUGUGUGAGAUGUCAAAGACAUCAGAGUACAGGAUGCGUUAGAAGUUAGAAUUCCUAUCUCCCCCCACUUCCCCCAUGUUAGUUUAUCUUUAGAGUUCAGAAUAUACAGAUGACUGGGAGUCUGUACAGUAGCUUGAUGCUCCCCUGCAGUUACAUUGUCAUUUUCGUGUUCAAACUUUAACAGCAUUUAAAAGGUUUUACCAUCCUGGGGUUCAAAGUGCAUUGGCGUGGUGAUUCAUUGUGCAGUAGUCACUUAGCAAAAUGUGUCUUUGACAUGUACCUUGUGUUUGUGUCCAACAGCUUAUUGGGAUUUGCUAUUUGGUUUUUGUUCUUUUGCAUGUGCAAGAUCAAUAUAGACAGAAACAUGGACCAUUCCCACUGUUUGACAACUAUGGUGUUCAUCAAUAGUUUCCUGGUUUAAGUGAACUCCAGGGUUGUUAAUGCUAGGGGUUUCCCCCUGAACAUGUUAUUUUGAACAGCAGUUAGUACUAAGUAAACCCAAACUGAGAAACUCUGUUCAAAGUUAAAGAGUUGUGUAAAAACAAAUAGCUAAAAGUCAAGGCCAACAAUAGAGAUGGCACACGCAGAAAACAUUUCUGUUUCAAACAUCAGCAGUUGUGACUCUGGGAAGUAGCUGCAUGGAAUGUAGCUGUGUCUCAAAGCCAUACUACAUAUUCAUUCUACAUAGUAUGUGUGACAAAGUCUUCGUAGUAUUGUUUUAGCACGUUGUAUACCCAAUAUCAACAUAAUUUACCAUUUCAUAAUAGAUGAUACAUGUGAUUCCAGAUGUAAAUCAAACUGCAACUACUGCCAAUAAAACAUCACGAAUAAAAAAAAAAGAAGUUUUACAUCUGACAAUAAAAACAGCUUUCUUUAAACCAUUUGCAAUUUAUGUUAAUGUUUUUCAGCUGCAAGCAGCGUCUCAAUUUACUUUGUGUGUUCUGUUUUGGGAGGAUAGCGAGCAACGACAUGCGUAGAAUCAGUAUGUAGUAUGUAUUUGGGACAUGGUGCACAAGAGAUGCUGCGUACACUCAGGAAGUUGAUCCCAAUCAUAAUCACACUGGGCCUACAUCAGGUGGUAGCUGUUUGUAAUGCACUAGCUUUUUAUUUGGCCUAAAUCAGACCACAUAUUUUUGAGAAAAGCACCGUUCAGCAGGUUAAAGGGCCGCUUUCGGCUGGAAUUAACAAAAUAAGGUGGCCUGAUAGGAUCAGGCCCUGAGGCUCCACAGCUGUGUCAAUUCUCUUCAAAGUCUGUGUUUAUCUUGAUACAAUGUGUCUGAGGCUGCUUGAGUGAACAUAAAUGGUCGUACCUAUGUUGGCAUCCUGCAGAAACAGUUCUGACUCCUCACACUUGAUUUUUCUCUCAUAUUGUUUUUGGCUGCUGCGUUUUUUGUUUUUUGUUUUUUUUUAAAUAAAACUAAUAAACUGUAA